Plasmodium yoelii is the source of this 3942-nucleotide messenger RNA. RefSeq names its product inositol 5-phosphatase, putative. Gene Ontology annotation, biological process: phosphatidylinositol dephosphorylation. Bases 1 to 3942 code for a protein of 1313 amino acids. The transcript has a single exon. NCBI's taxonomy places the organism in Eukaryota, Apicomplexa, Aconoidasida, Haemosporida, Plasmodiidae. The record is from RefSeq and is a predicted model, not a curated record. Gene Ontology annotation, cellular component: intracellular membrane-bounded organelle. Gene Ontology annotation, molecular function: phosphatidylinositol-3,5-bisphosphate 5-phosphatase activity.
AUGUAUAGUUCAAGCCUAAUAGUAUAUAAAAGGUUUAAGAUAUAUAAUAAUCGGAACACAAUAAUAAUAGUUGGUAUAAAUAAAAAAGAAGAUGCAUAUAGCAUUUGUGAAUUAAAAAGAAGUAAAGAAAUUGAAAUAAAAAAAUAUUAUGAAAUAUUUGGUAAAUCAAAUUAUCGAAAUUUAAUAAAAAAAAAAAGAGGAGAAUAUUUAUGUAAAUGUGAAGGUAUAUUAGGAUGUAUUAAAUUUCUAAAUUAUCCAUAUUUAUAUGUAGUUACAGAUAAAGAAAAAAUCGGAGUUUUAUUUAAUGAACAUGUAAUAUAUAGUGUAAAAAGUGUUUUGUUAAUAUCUUUUAAAGAAGAUAUAUUUGAAAAAAUAAAUCAUGAAAAUAAUUUAGUACAAAUUUUUUAUAAUUCAGCAAAUCAUAAAUAUUUAUAUUUUUCUUAUACAUAUAAUUUAGCUAAUAGUUUACAAAAUAACUAUUUUAUACAAAAAGAAUAUUUAAAAGGAAAUAUAAUAUAUAAUAAAAAAUAUAAAAAUAAUUAUAUUUGGAAUUUCUAUCAUUGUAAACCUUUUUUAAAAAAAAAUAUUUUUAUUUGUCUAUUUGUAAUAAAUGGCUAUUUAAUUCAAUCUAAAAUAUCAUUUUCAGGAAAAUAUGUUGAUAUUAUAUUUGUUGCUAGACGUAGUUAUAAAUAUGCUGGAACAAGAUAUAGAAAAAGAGGAAUAAAUUAUAAUGGUUUUUCAGCAAAUGAAGUAGAAUCUGAAAUAAUUUUACAUGAAAAAAAUAAUAUAUCUAAUGGUAUAUUAUCUUAUGUACAUUUAAGAGGUUCUGUGCCUGUAUUAUGGAAUCAAUCUAUAAAUUAUAAAUUAUUAAAAAAACCAAAAAUUAAAUGUAUGGAAAAUGAUAUCAAUUUUAUAUGUACAAAAAAACAUUUUAGUUAUCUAUUUAAAAAAUAUGGAUAUCCAAUUACCGUUGUUAAUUUAUUAAGUAAAAAUAAAUAUAGUGAUGAAGAUUUAUUAUCUAAUACAUAUAAAAAAUGUGUUAAUCUAAUUAAUAAAUAUAUACCUACAAAUAUUAGAAUUAUAUAUAAACAUUUAGAUUUAAGAAAAUUAUAUAAAAUUGGAACUAAAUUUGCUCAAUAUCAUUUAAAACGUUUAUUUAAAUUCUCUUUAAAUAAUAUUGGUUUUUUUUUUAUACAUAAUAAUCAAGUUUUAUCGAUUCAGAGAGGUGUGCUUCGUUUUAAUUGUGUAGAUUGUAUCGAUCGAACGAACGCUGCUCAAAUUUUUAUAAAUAUAUAUAUGUUUAUUAAAUUUAUUACAUUAAUAAAUGUAUUAAAAAAAUCAGAUUUAUUUAUAUAUGAUUUAAAAAAGCUUUUUCAGAUGUGUGAACAAUUAGGAGAUGCAGUAGCAAAACAAUAUGCAGGUUCUAUGGCUCAUAAAAAAUAUACAUCUGAACAACAUAUUAAUUUUUUUAUUCAAACAAAAGAAUUAUUUACAUCAAUUAAAAGAUAUUAUAUUAGUUCUUUUAAUGAUUUAGAAAAACAAAAUUCAAUUAAUUUAUAUUUAGGUAUUAUUAAAUCAAAGUUGAAUCAAAUAGAUAAUGCACAUAAUCUCGACACUUAUAUACACAACUCCUUUUUCAAAGAUAUUGGAAAUUAUAAAUUUUGGUGGGUUUUACCUCUAGAACAUUUUUAUUAUAAAGUAGAAUCACUACUUGAUGUCUCACUCGGCGAAUGUGAAAGGCGGAGGAAAAAAAAAAAAUAUAUACAUACAUGCAAAAAAAAAAAAAUAUAUAGAUGCAAAAAAGAAAAAAUAUAUAGAUGCAAAAAAAAAAAAAUGUAUAGAUGCAAAAAUGGAACCAAAUUGUGUAUAUCGAAACUGUCUUUGCAUUUAAAAGGGUAUAGAAAAAUUGUAAAAAAUGUAAAUAAAAAUUUAAAAUUCUAUAGCUGUUAUAGCAAAACAAAUGUCUUUAAAAAUAUGUACAAUGUCAAUAAUAUGUUCAACACAUUUUUAAAACAAAAUCGAAUAUUAAAUUUGGAAAAAUAUUCAAAUAUAAAUCAAGUUAACAAAAAUAAAGAAAUAGAGACACAAAAUAAUGUAAUAAAUAAUGUAAUAAAUAGUGAUCAAAUAAUUUUUAAUUUUUUUAAAGAAAUAUGUUAUACAUUUGAAUAUUACAAUGUUUAUAAAAACAAUUAUAAUCAUUUUUUUAAAAAUAAAAAUAUUUUCCGACUUAAAAUUUGGAGAUUAAUUGCUUGUUACAAUUAUCUAAAUUAUUUAAAAAUUUUUUUUCAUUUUUUUUUUCUUGUUUAUUAUUCUUUUUGUUCCAAAUAUAAUGUUAUUCAAGUUUAUUUGGACCAUUUACGAAUCAUUUCAGAAUGGCAACCAACCCACCUACCACCUCACGAAGCAGACAGAGCAGGCGAAGCAACCGAAGCAGCCGAAGCAAGCAGACCAAACAGAGCAACCGAAGCAGCCGAAGCAAGCAGACCAAACAGACCAAACAGAGCAACCGAAGCAGACGAAGACAAAUGCUAUUUGUAUGGCGAUGGGAAUAACUAUGAUGAAGAUACUUGUAUUGUUAACAGAACCGACAAUUUGUUUCACACUUCAAGCCAAUUUAAUUCUUAUAAAAGUGAUGUAGAAAAUAUUAUUGAACAAUUUAAAAAACGAGGAAAUAUGCCUAUUUCAUUACAUUCAUAUAUUAAUUAUUUUUAUAUAAAUAAAUUUAAUUACAAUUAUUUUAUUUUAAACUUAUCAUAUAUGCCGGAGGAAAAUAAUAAUGAGGAAAUGGAUGUACAAAAAAAAAAAAAAAAAAAAAAAAAAAAUACUAAUACGAAUACUAAUACUAAUACUAAUACUAAUACAAAUAUUUUUAACGAAAUUGCAAUGCCUUGUAGUAACCAUCAGAUGAAAGGAUUGCAUGCUUUCAGUUCCAAAAUAAUUCAUAAAAAAAAAUCCAAGCUUAUUUUGGAUCGCCACAUAAAAAAACCGAAACUUAUUUUGGAUCGCCACAUAAAAAAACCGAAACUUAUUUUGGAUCAUCAUAUAAAAAAAAAUAUUAUAAAUCUACCAUGUAUAUAUAGCCCAAUUUAUUUUAAUGCAAAACUGAUAAAAUAUUUUAUGUUUGCUCAUUAUUAUUAUGCUUCUUCUCCUUCCUCUUUGUCUUCUAUUUAUAAUUAUAAAAAUUUAGGGAACAUGAAAAAAAAUACCGAUUUGGUAGGAAUACAAAAUGGGGAUAAAUUGGCUAAAUCAAAUAAAACUACUACUUUUUAUAAUAUCCAAUUUUAUCUCAAAAAAAUUAUUGAAAUGGAUAAUGGAUGUAAUAUUAACACAUUUUUCACCGAACUAUAUAUGUCUUAUAUUUAUAGUUGCCAUUAUUACAAAAAAAUUAGUUUAAAUUUUCAAGGGGAUAUAAAAACGCUUUUUUAUAAUCCUACAAACACAGUUAAUAACAAUAUUAAUGAUAAUAAUAAUAUUAAUGAUAACAAUGAGAAAAAAGUAAAUAAUAUAAAAUCUGAAAAAAUUCAAUUUUUGCAAGAAUAUGAUUCAUUUGAAAAUAUUUUAAAAGAAAAAAAAAAAAUAAAAUUAAUUAAUGAAAAAAUACAUAAUGAAAUAAAUUAUCAUUAUCAGCUAGCUAAUAAAUAUAUGUCUAUUGAUAGUUUCCAAAAAAAAUAUGAUCAUGAAAUGAAAUAUUUUCAAGAAAAAGAUCAAAAAAUUAAAAAUUAUUUUAAAAAAAAUACUAAACUAUGUAAUAUUUCAAAUAAAAAUGAUCAUAGUAAUAAAAUAGUUGAGUUUAUUGAAAAUAUCAAAUUAAUUCAUAAAAAAAAAGUAUAUAAAUGGGAACAUAAAAAUGUUGAAAACUUUAAUUCACUAUCUGAUCAACUUGAAAAUAAAAUGAAUUAUCACGAUUAUUGUGACCCUUUACGUAGAAAAAUAUUUGCCUAA